Molecule: messenger RNA, 2450 nt
Organism: Mizuhopecten yessoensis (Yesso scallop)
Lineage: Eukaryota; Metazoa; Mollusca; Bivalvia; Pectinida; Pectinidae
Product: endonuclease/exonuclease/phosphatase family domain-containing protein 1-like
Exons: 9
Coding region: 646-2430 (594 amino acids)
Biological process (GO): DNA repair
Cellular component (GO): plasma membrane
Molecular function (GO): DNA binding
Source: RefSeq, a predicted model, not a curated record
GUGCUUGUUCCCUGUACAACCACUCUCUUGUGAUACUGAGUGACUAAGCUAUGUCAGUAUAUAUAGGAUAGCUGGUAACCACUCCUCACAGUACUGCAGCUUGGUAUUUUCGAUGCUGUUCCGUAUCUUCGAUUUGGACUUAAUGGUAUGUCAAGGUAAGCUGGCCCUGAGGAGGACGAUGAGGACCUGAUCAGAGGACACAGUGAGUGACCUGAUUACCUACCAACCAUUGAUUUGUACAGCAUAUAAUCCUGUCUGUGAGAGCCUCGGUACACACAGAUUAACCGGGACCACUGAACCAAGUGAAUGAAAGCUGGCUAGGCACAGGUGGAAUAACAAGUAUACAUGCUGAUCAGCAACUACUAGAUGUAACAGUAUGGAGAGUAUGUACAGGCAAAAACAUUGACAACUGUAGGGUGUGUGUGAGUGACAAAACAAUAAUGUACGGACAUGCAGUCAUUGACAUGUACCGGUAGCGGAAAAAUAUGUUUAUUAGUUUGACUCCUAUUGUUCAUCAUGUAUGGGAAGAAGUUACUGUACCUAUCAUAGACUUGUAAAAGUUGCCUGUGUCCUGGCACUGUACAAUGUAUUUGUUGAACUAGUAGUUAACCUUACUGAUUUUAAUUAACUGUCAUCUGAAGUAAGAUGGGUGCUGUCAACAGCUGUUGCAUUCCUCGCCACACAGGAAGUGACUGUGGUGAAAACCAUACCAAGACCCCAAAGGGCAAAGGUCACAAGCGCAAUUUAAGUGCAACCUUCAAUUUGUCCUUGGUAGAAGAGGAUCCACUUCAAAAUCUGAUCAAUAUCAAUUUUGCUACAGAAGAAGAACUUAUGACACUGCCUGGAAUUAAUAGGGCAACAUCACAGAAUAUUAUUGAAUAUCGAAGACAAAUAGGGGGAUUUAAGAAAGUCGAAGAUUUAGCUCUCGUAUCUGGAGUUGGUGCUACAAAAUUAAAUGUCAUCAGGAAUGAAAUAUGUGUGUCAAAAAAAUCAGCAAAUACGAGUGUUACCAGCUCGUCACGAGGAAGUUCUCUGAGUAGCAGCAAACAGGAUCUGUCUGUAGCUCAUCUAAACAAGGAACAGCCAAAAAAGGCAGCAAAUGUUCCAAUCUUAACUAACAUCAAUACCUCCAACGUUUUCCAAAUGAUGAAAAUAAAAGGUGUUGGACAAACGCUAGCUGAGAAUAUUGUGACUUACAGGGACAAAAAAGGUCCCUAUACAACAGUGGAGGAUUUAGUCAAGGUCAAGGGCAUUGGCCCAUCAGUAUUAAGUGCAAUAAGGCAUCAAGUGACAGUGGAAGAAAGUGCUCCUCCUUCAGAGGAGAGUUCCGAACCCAAAUCAGAGUUAAAUGGGGACUUGGCAAAUAGAGUGUCUCCCCCUGAAACAAGAGGUCCGGGGUUAGACAAUAGUCAGCCGCGGCUACUGACGGCUUCAGUAGAAAAUAUUCUGGAUAUCAUAAAGCCAAUUGUGAAAAAUUCUAGGAGGCCAAAUGUAACACCAUUUUUAUUCAAGAGAAAAAAGCGGCAUGCUGUUCGUUUAGCUUCUUGGAAUAUUGAGCGAUUUUCAUCAGAAAAAGCAGAUAAUAUUGGCGUUAAAGAAGUUGUCUGUCUGACAAUUUUGGAAAAUGGGCUGAGUUUGGUGGCAUUCCAAGAACUGUCUGACGAGGAGGCACUUACAAAGAUUUGUAAAGAAUUAAACAAUCCCAGCAUUCCAGGGGUGAGGAAGUUUCAGGGUCAUCGAGGUGUUUGGAAAUGUGUGGUGUCUAAGGCAGCUGGUCGAAUGUACCAGGCCACAGAAUACAAUGGUUUCCUAUAUGACACUUCACAGCGAAUAGAACUGAAGAGUUCAGCACUUCUGGAAAAAGCCAAAAAUGCGGCCAAACCUUUUGUGAGGAAGCCAUUUAUUGGUGUAUUUAAGAUCCGUAAGUUUGACUGUGUCGUAGUGAGUGUACACCUAAAGGCCACCGGACUUAACAACCAGGACCUGCCACGGCUACAGAAGGAAAUAGACCAGGUACCACAUGUGGUGGAGGCCAUAGAGGACCACUACCCAGGAGAAAAGGAUAUUAUCAUGAUGGGAGACUUCAACCUGGCCCCCCAGAAGGAAGACUUUGACUGUCUGCGUGACAGACACUACUCUAACUGCAUCCCCGCCGGUCACUUCACCAAUAUCAGCAAUAAUAACCUGAAGGGUUCACAGACCUACGACCACAUCUGGAUCUCAGACCAGUCCAAAGAAAUAUUCACAGGGUACUCAGCCGUGGUCAGAGAAGGGCUCAGCAGUCCCUGGAUCCCAAACGGCUGGUCUUGGGGAGGUCUUAUCAGUGACCACUGUCCAGUUUGGGCUGAAUUCUACUCAAACAAAGAUUUAGACUCUGCAGAUUUGAGCCUCAGUGCAGAAACAAUUAAAUUUGCUGUUGGAGCUGAUUGAAAUGUGUGUGACAUCAUAAC